GCACCAGACCACACCAGGUGGAAACCAAUCCCGCAACUCGUGCGUUCAUUCGCUAGUAGAGUUCUCGACUCGCACAACCCACACCAUUGUAACUUCUCAACUUCCACAGUCGCUGCUUGGGAAGGAGUGCUGUGGGCUCUCGUGUUGACCUGUGGAAGAAACGCCCUCCUCCGCCGAAAAGAACAUGAAGCACCAAGUUGUGGCAAUCUUUGUGGUGCUCUGCUUCACUUCUGUCGCGGUGAACGCCAAUGCUGCAGUGGACGCCGUCAUCGAGCAACUGAAAAACUUGGUGCGACAGUUCGUGAAGGAUGAGGCCAAGGCCCAGGAAUAUCUGAGCAAGAUCGACAGCGCGAGUGAGUGUCUCUCAGCCGCGAAGGACCUCAACCCUGACAUUAUCGAUCAAUUUGUCAAGGGCGUCAUUCCGACAGUCAUGGAAUGCGGUGGCGAGCAUAUCACCAUCGAUGACCCUCAGAAAAGGGCAACUGCGAUAAAGGACUGCUUGCUAGAGAAGGCGAACAAGUUUAAGCAAUCCAGUGGAAUGACUCCAGACGAGAUGAAGAUGUUCGACGAUGCUUCAGCUUGCAUCCAGAAGGUAGCCGAAGGAGUCGUUUAGACGGAACAGAAACUGAGGAGAGCUGAAGAAAUGUAGGAGGCUGUAGUAGACCGGAGCACCCGGACGCACCUUUCACACGUGUCAAACAAAAUAAAGUUCGCAGAAAAAGAAAAACAAUGAA
Dermacentor andersoni is the source of this 734-nucleotide messenger RNA. RefSeq lists its product as uncharacterized. NCBI's taxonomy places the organism in Eukaryota, Metazoa, Arthropoda, Arachnida, Ixodida, Ixodidae. The record is from RefSeq and is a predicted model, not a curated record.